Molecule: messenger RNA, 3382 nt
Organism: Daktulosphaira vitifoliae (grape phylloxera)
Lineage: Eukaryota; Metazoa; Arthropoda; Insecta; Hemiptera; Phylloxeridae
Product: MATH and LRR domain-containing protein PFE0570w-like
Exons: 2
Coding region: 704-3082 (792 amino acids)
Biological process (GO): proteolysis
Molecular function (GO): aspartic-type endopeptidase activity
Source: RefSeq, a predicted model, not a curated record
CAUGAACUAAUAACUAUAUGUAUAUAUUAGUUUUAAGGAAUUUGUAUUAUUAGAAAGUAAAAGUAAAUAAUAGAUUAUUAUUAAUUGUAUUAGAAAGUAUAACACUAGAAACAUUGUUAAUUGUAUUGUUAAUUGAUUAUUAUUUCUAAUAAAAAGGGACCUGACCACUCACUCGGUGGUCAGUGUACAAUCGAUGAAUGUUACAUUAUAGUUAUUAUUUUGACUCUUCUCGAUUACACUUAUCCGCGUGGGCAAAUUGGACGUAGAAACCCCAGUUUACCACAUAUUAUUUGGCAUCCCUGGUAAAUUCGUUCAAUUGGACAUCUCGUAUUAUUUGGCAUCCCUGGUAAAUUCGUUCAGUUGGACAUCUCGUAUUAUUUGGCAACCUUGAAAAAUUGGCUCAAUUAGAUACAUCAUACUAUUUGGAAUCUCCGGCAAAUUCGUUCAGUUGGACACCACAAGAAAUUGGCAAAUUAUUGAAACCAUCUCAAGAGAUCUAACAUUGGCACUUUCAACAAUAAUUGAAAAAUGAAAUAUUUGUUUUUCGUGGCUCUUUUCUGGUAAAUACAAUUAUUUUAGUAUAGUUAUUUUAGUUUAAGCAAUAAAUAGAAUAAGUUUUUACUUUGUAAAAUACUGCUAUUGGUAAAAUUUCUUUAAAAAUUUUUUUUUUACGAACCUUACAAAAAAAAUUAACAAAAAAAUAAUGGCUACACAAAAUAAUUUUUCUAUUUUCGAAUUAGCUCAAUUAAUAGGCGAACCUUUUGAAGGCAAAUCUAAUACUUUAAAUAAUUUCAUAAAUGCUGUAAAUGAUGCUUAUAUUAUGGCUACGGCUGAACAGCAUAGACAACUGUUUUUAGCCAUUAAGCUGAAAAUUAAAGGCAAAGCUAGAGAAUUAAUUGACUCUGUAGAAAUAAAAGACUGGUCGGAACUUAAAAUCCUUCUUAUUGAAAAUUAUGGAGAAGAAAUUCGUCCAGAUCAACUUUGUGUUGAAUUACAAACCAUUAAACGGAAUAAAAAUGAAAAAAUUAACGAUAGAGUAGAAAAAUUAGAAUUUAAACUUUAUCAGGCUUAUACUUACAAAUUAACUUGUAAAAUAAAAAAAUCAGCCAUUAGGGAUAUGUGUGAAGAUCAGGCCUUAGGCGCAUUUAAAAGAGGUCUUCACAAUAACCAAAUUAAAAUUAUCGUGUUAGCUAAUAAUCCGAAAACUGUAAGUGAUGCAAUCGCAAUUGCUAAACAAGAAGAAUUAACGCUUAAUACUGAAAAUAAUUUAGCUAAGUAUUCUUUUAAUUCAAAUAAUCCUAAUAACUCUUGUAAAAUUUGCCAUAAAAAUAAUCAUAGUACAUCAAGUUGUUUUUUUCGUAAUAAUAACAAUACAAAUAAUUCUCAAAAUACUCAGAAUUUUAAUAAUAACUCUAAUAAAUUUAGUAAUAAUAAAAAUAACAAUAAAAAAUUCUGCACUUAUUGCAAGAAAAAUUUUCAUACUCGAGAUGAAUGUUAUAAAUUAAAAAAUUCUAAUAAGAACGAACCUAGUACUAGUAAAAAAUUUAAUUUUAAUGAUUCUAAACAAAUAUCUUCCGUAAAUACAUCUCAAAAUGAUAUACCUUAUUGCAAAAUUUUUUCAUCAGAUUUGAAUAAAAAUGUUACAUUUAUGAUUGAUAGCGGAGCACAAGCUAGUUUAAUUAAAAUAGGAGAUUUACCUAAAGGACAUAGGUUGGAUCAUUUAAAUGACGAAGAAAAAUCGUCUAUUAAUUCGUUUAAUGAAAAUAAAAUAAUAUUUGAUAACAAUUUAGCAAAAAUCUCCCAGUCCAUAUCUGGCUUACAGAAUAUUACAGCUGAUUCGGUAGAUUUUGAAAAUAUUAUGAUUACCCAAUCCUUAGUUGAGAAUAAUAUUAUAUCUCUAGAUAAAACCAUAAGUAAAUUAAUUUUAGCCAUUAUUUUUUCUCAGAGGAAUCAAUUACAUCCUAUAGUAAUAAAACCAGAACAAUUUUUAAACGAGAUAAACCAUAUUUUAACUAAAAUACCUAAUAACCUUCAAGUACCAAUAAAUGUAAACCUUGAUAACAUUAACGAAAUAUUUAAAAUUUUAGAAAUUAAGACUAUAUAUAAUAAUAAUAAACUAAUUUUUAAAAUUAAGUUACCGUUAAGUAGUAUUAAUAAUUAUAUAAUUUAUCACAUUGUACCAAUAUUUAUUCCUUUUAAUAAUCAAAACCAAUUUAUUCAUCUUACAAAAAAUGUCAAAUAUCUUUUUACGGAUAAUCUAAUAUCGCACUAUAUCAAAUUCGACAGCCUUAGUAAUUGUCAAUUAUUAAAUAAUGUGUUUGUUUGCAAAAGUGACGCGUUCUUUUCCGGUACAGACAAGGUCCCUAUAUGCGAAACGGACCUAUUAAAUAAUAAAUAUAGCCUGCCGUCGACUUGUGAUGUUUAUAUAUCACAAAUUAGCUCGGAAAGUUGGUAUCACUCCUACUUCCCAAAUAAUUGGUAUUUUGUCAUGGUAAAGGAUACCGUAGUAACUAUAUCAUGCAAUGCACACACUAUAGUUGAAAAAAUAAUUAUAAAUAAAAGUGGAAUGCUAUCCCUAAAAGAGAACUGCAUGGCAAUAACACCAUCAGUUACUCUUGAGGCUACUCAGUCUCAAUUAGAAUCAAAAUUUGAGUUGAUACCUUUGGAGUUUAGUCUAUUGAACUCAAGUUGUUGCAAUUAUAUACAUAAUAGAAUUGCACAAAAACCCAUACACCUCGAAAGAAUGGAAAAUGUGAAACUCGACCAGGCAGCCCUUAAUAAAUUAAAUGAACAAUUAUCUUACCAAGAACGCAUCGUCGACUUAUUAGCAAACAAACACGUUUACGAAUUUUAUAACGAUAAUAAGUUUAUAAUAAAUUUACUUUUUAAAACCUUCGGAUUACUAUUAGUGGUAGUAAUUGUAUAUAUUUAUAUAAAAUAUUGUAAGAAAAAACCCGUUAAUAACCAACCCACAAUAGAAUUAGAACCUUUAAACUUAGAAGAAAAUCCAAUUGUAAAUAGACAAGAAAGAUUUAUUUAUAAUACUAGAUUUAGACGUAGGUUACUAGAAAAUUUAACAUAAAAUUAUCUGUAUUUUAAUUAAAUAUAAUAAAUAAUAUAUUUUAAAAUUGUAAGAAAUAAUAUCUGAAGAUAUUAUUUCUCUUUAAGGGUGAUGGUGUCAUGAACUAAUAACUAUAUGUAUAUAUUAGUUUUAAGGAAUUUGUAUUAUUAGAAAGUAAAAGUAAAUAAUAGAUUAUUAUUAAUUGUAUUAGAAAGUAUAACACUAGAAACAUUGUUAAUUGUAUUGUUAAUUGAUUAUUAUUUCUAAUAAAAAGGGACCUGACCACUCACUCGGUGGUCAGUGUACAAUCGAUGAAUGUUA